Messenger RNA from Delphinapterus leucas (beluga whale), 4940 nucleotides. RefSeq names its product ribosomal protein S6 kinase A4 (gene RPS6KA4). Gene Ontology annotation, biological process: intracellular signal transduction; protein phosphorylation. Gene Ontology annotation, molecular function: protein serine/threonine kinase activity; magnesium ion binding; ATP binding. Lineage: Eukaryota; Metazoa; Chordata; Mammalia; Artiodactyla; Monodontidae. The record is from RefSeq and is a predicted model, not a curated record.
UCAUGGGGCAGCAAAGGGCUUUCUUCAGGGGAGGGGCCCGCUGGGCUGGCCUGGAUGUCGCAGUGGUGGGGGGAGGGGGCAGAGGUUCUGGGUAGCCAGCAGAGCGGGUAGGGUCUGAGUCUGGGCUCAGCCUUUGCUCGAGAGGUGGGGUCUGGGCUCCCGAGUGUGGGGCAGGAAAAGUACCCAGAGGGCCUGCGCCCGCCCCCUGUACCCUCUCCUCUCCUUCUAUUUCUUCCUGCCUCCUCCUCCAUGCCUUUGGGGCCGAGCCCCUCGCCAGGGAAUUUACCACCCCUGGGGUGCCGCCUGGUGUUGGGGGCUGUUGUGGAGGGACACACGAGGUGCGAAGGACGCCGGGGUCUCUGACCAGGGCCUCUAGGAUGACGCCCGGGAAGGGGGCCAUUAGCCUGGGCGGCAGGACGUGAGUCAAGGCACCUGGGGCCGCCCAGAGUAGGGUGGGGCUGCCUGGCUGAGGUGAGGCAACCUGAAUCUGGGGGUGGGAAGAGCUGGGAGGGGUGGCCAGGCCAGCCUCCCCAGGGUGACCUACUGCAGCCUGACUCACAGGGUUUCCACAGCCCUCCCCUUGGGGAUAACCCACCGCUCUGCCUUCCUUCUCUCAGCCUGAGUUUCUGAGGUUGGUGGCAUGGGAGUGGACCCCCCUGGCCUCCAGUGGGGCUGAGCAGCUGGAAGCCCCUCCUACAGGCCUCAGGGCAGGAGGCUUUGAUGGCUGCCCCACCCUAUUGGUGGCCCCUGUCGGUUGUCAGGGAGGGGGACAAGGCUCUGGGCCUGAAGGGGAGAGCAGGCCACACCUAUGUGGCUCUGACACCCCUUUUCGAGGUCUACUUUGUGCCAGGCUUGGGAACCACAAGGGGCAGAGCCACAUCGGGGUGCGCGCACUGGGUGGGCUCUGAAGGGUGUCUGGGGGCUGAGGUGCUUUUAUAGGUCCGCUUGCUUUAGAGAGAUUCGGUCAGAAAAUCGGCUGCCCCUCCCUGCUGGGGGUUGGGCUGGGCUCCCUCUCCGUGCCCCUUGUAGGUAAGGGGAGCCCAGAGACAGGGCUUGGUCCUCAGGGUGCCUCAGGCCUCCCCUGCAAAGGCAAGUCUACAGGGGAGAGGGUCUCGCUGGCUGCCGGGGGUAUAGACAGGGAGCUGGGCUGGGCCAGGCGGCUUCUGGGACCCUCUUAGCCUGCCCAGCACCAAGAGCGAGAGCCACGCUGAGUGAGAGGCGCAGGGCUGGGGCUGGGCUGGCAGUAGCGGACAAGGGUGGCCGUGUGGCUUCAGGCUGCUCGUCUGGCAAGGGGACCGACAGAUCCCCUCCCCUAUUUGCUGAGGUCAAGGAGUGAUCAAAAACGAGGCAAGUGGGUUGUGAUUUUUAUGAAAUCCCUCACUUUCGCUGGUGGCUAAGAAUUGGACAGAGCUGCUUGGCUGCCCUUAGGGCUGGCACCCUGGAGGGGAAGGCGGCUCUAAAGUACAUGAGUGGGACCCCCAUCCCCCUUGGGACACAGCCUGAUGUGGACUUACCGCCUUGGGGCCAACACCUGGCUUGGGAGUGUCCGCCCCACAGAGGCUCCAGGUUAUCCACGGACCCCAGGCAUGGCUCCUAAGGGGUGUUCACAGGUCCCCAGGAUGGUCGCCUGGGGCCCAGAGCGCACAGCCCUAGCACCAGCCCCCUGCGCCUGCGGGAGAUGGGACCGCCCCGUCCGCCUGCCCGCCGCCCGGCGCUGUCACGUUCCAGCGCCUGACUCAGGCCAAGCAGGGCGGGGAGCAGGGAGGCGGCGCCAGCGCCCGCCUCAGCCCCGGAGGCGGCACCAGGAAGCUCCCGCCCCGGCCGGAGCCGCCAUGUAACCGGCGCCGCCCGGAGCUGAGCCUCGCGGGCCCCAGCGACCCGCCAGCCAUGGGGGACGAGGACGAGGACGAGGGCUGUGCGGUGGAGCUGCAGAUCACCGAAGCCAACCUGACCGGGCACGAGGAGAAGGUGGGCGUGGAGAACUUCCAGCUGCUCAAGGUGCUGGGCACGGGAGCCUACGGGAAGGUGUUCCUGGUGCGGAAGGCGGGCGGGCACGACGCGGGGAAGCUGUAUGCCAUGAAGGUGCUGCGCAAGGCGGCGCUGGUGCAGCGAGCCAAGACGCAGGAGCACACGCGCACGGAGCGCUCCGUGCUGGAGCUGGUGCGCCAGGCACCCUUCCUGGUCACGCUGCACUACGCCUUCCAGACGGACGCCAAGCUGCACCUCAUCCUGGACUAUGUGAACGGUGGUGAAAUGUUCACCCACCUCUACCAGCGCCAGUACUUCAAGGAGGCUGAGGUGCGCGUGUAUGGGGGCGAGAUCGUGCUGGCCCUGGAACACCUGCACAAGCUGGGCAUCAUCUACCGAGAUCUGAAGCUGGAGAACGUGCUCCUGGACUCCGAGGGCCAUGUCGUCCUCACAGACUUCGGGCUUAGCAAGGAGUUCCUGACAGAGGAGAAAGAGCGGACCUUCUCCUUCUGUGGCACCAUCGAGUACAUGGCCCCUGAGAUUAUCCGCAGCAAGUCGGGCCACGGCAAGGCUGUGGACUGGUGGAGCCUAGGCAUCCUGCUCUUCGAGCUGCUGACAGGGGCUUCGCCCUUCACCCUGGAGGGCGAGAGGAACACGCAGGCAGAGGUGUCUCGACGGAUCCUGAAGUGCUCCCCUCCCUUCCCCCCCCGGAUUGGGCCAGUGGCACAGGAUCUACUGCAGCGGCUACUUUGCAAGGACCCCAAGAAGCGGCUGGGUGCAGGACACCAGGGGGCGCAGGAAGUUAAGAACCACCCCUUCUUCCAGGGUCUGGAUUGGGCUGCUCUGGCUGCCAGGAAGAUUCCAGCCCCAUUCCGACCCCAGAUCCGCUCAGAGCUGGAUGUGGGCAACUUUGCAGAGGAAUUUACCCGGCUGGAGCCUGUCUACUCACCCCCUGGAAGCCCCCCACCUGGGGAUCCUCGCAUCUUCCAGGGAUACUCCUUCGUGGCACCAUCCAUCCUGUUUGACCACAACAACGCGGUGAUGACCGAUGUGCUGGAAGCGUCUGUUGCUGGAGACCGGCCUGGCAGGGCAGCGUUGGCCAGGAGCGCCAUGAUGCAGGACUCGCCCUUCUUCCAGCAGUACGAACUGGACCUGCGGGAACCCGCGUUGGGCCAGGGUAGCUUCUCCGUGUGUCGCCGCUGCCGCCAGCUACAGAACGGCCAAGAGUUCGCGGUCAAAAUCCUCAGCCGCAGGCUGGAGGCGAACACGCAGCGCGAAGUGGCCGCCCUGCGGCUGUGCCAGUCGCACCCCAACGUGGUGAAGCUGCACGAAGUGCAUCAGGACCAGCUGCACACGUACCUGGUCCUGGAGCUACUGCAGGGUGGGGAGCUGCUGGAGCACAUCCGCAAGAAGCGGCACUUCAGCGAGUCCGAGGCGAGCCAGAUCCUGCGCAGCCUCGUGUCGGCCGUGAGCUUCAUGCACGAGGAGGCGGGGGUGGUGCACCGCGACCUCAAGCCCGAGAACAUCCUGUACGCCGAUGAUACGCCCGGAGCCCCGGUGAAGAUCAUCGACUUCGGGUUCGCGCGUCUGCGCCCGCAGAGCCCAGCGGGGCCCAUGCAGACACCCUGCUUUACGCUGCAGUACGCGGCCCCCGAGCUGCUGGCGCAGCAGGGCUACGACGAGUCCUGCGACCUCUGGAGCCUCGGCGUCAUUCUGUACAUGAUGCUGUCAGGCCAGGUCCCCUUCCAGGGGGCCUCAGGCCAGGGCGGGCAGAGCCAGGCGGCGGAAAUAAUGUGCAAGAUCCGCGAGGGGCGCUUCUCCCUUGACGGGGAGGCCUGGCGAGGCGUGUCUGAGGAAGCUAAGGAGCUGGUCCGAGGGCUCCUGACUGUGGACCCCACCAAGCGGCUGAAGCUCGAGGGACUGCGGGGCAGCUCGUGGCUGCAGGACGGCAGCGCGCGCUCCUCGCCUCCGCUACGGACGCCGGACGUGCUGGAGUCCUCGGGGCCAGCUGUGCGCUCCGGGCUCAACGCCACCUUUCUGGCGUUCAAUCGGGGCAAACGCGAGGGUUUCUUCUUGAAGAGCGUGGAAAACGCGCCGCUGGCCAAGCGGCGGAAACAGAAGCUGCGGAGCGCCGCCACAUCCCGCCGCGUCUCCCCCGUGCCCGCCGUCCCGGGCCGGGCACCCGCCGCCAAGGGAGCCCCCCGACGAGCCAACGGUCCCCUGCCCCCCUCCUAGCCUCCGUCACUGUGACCCUCUCCCCGGUCGGGGCUGUGUUCUAGGAGGCCGGCUCACUGCCCCCAGGCCUCCUGUAUAGCUCCGCCCCAUCCCCAGGGAUUGUUACCCUUCUCUCCCCUCCCCCCCCACCCCCAGACAGAGCAGAAGUAUUUUUAUAAGCAGAGAAUUUUUUUUAAUGUCUUACCAGAUAGAGUUAGAGAUGCAGGGAGGGAGGGGGCCUGCUGGGGAGUGGAGUGGGGGGCCCUCUGCCUAGAUGCUGCCUCAUCUGGUGGAAGGCACUUCUCCCCCAGGGGGCUGCCCCGGCAGGGAAGGGCUCCUCCUCCAUUUCUAAGCACUGAGUUGCCACAGGGAGAAACUGGGACCUCUCCCCUGCCCUCCCCUGAGGUCCUGCUCUUGGGAGGGGGCACCCCUCAAGCUGUCACUUUAUGGACUGUUUGUGCAAUUACGUCCACCAAAGACCUGUGUCGGGGGUGCUCAGUGAGAGGCCCUGGGGGACCCCCUGAAGCAUUUCUGCCUCACUUCAUGUCACCUGCUUCCCCCUAUUGAGGCUUAGGAAGGAGGUAGGCGACCCCCUAAAAGGGGAGGCUCCCUUCUCACCCAUCCCCUCCCCUUUGGCACAGCUGCCCCUAGCUGGGGGUGGCACCUUGGGGGUCUGGGGUGGGCAUCCACAGUCACUGCCUCAGCCCAUCCAGGCUGUGCCUUUGACUUAAAAAUAAAAGUCUACCCAGUGCUGUGUG